CCUCGAGGAAGCAGCAUGUCACUAACAUACAGUGACACACAAGCAACCCUGGGUAGUAAUCACAUUGUCCCGUUCAGUUUCAAAAGGAGAGAAGCGGACCUCAUCCAGAAACUGUCCAGCAGGCUACAAGAGAGACUGAGAACACACAGCAUUGAAUCAUCAGGAAAAUUGAAGAUUUCCCCUGAACAACAUUGGGAUUUUACAGCAGAGGACUUGAAAGACCUUGGAGAAAUUGGACGAGGCGCUUAUGGUUCUGUCAACAAAAUGGUCCACAAACCAAGUGGGCAAAUUAUGGCAGUUAAAAGAAUUCGGUCGACAGUGGAUGAAAAAGAACAGAAGCAGCUACUGAUGGACCUUGAUGUAGUGAUGCGAAGCAGUGACUGCCCGUAUAUUGUUCAGUUUUAUGGCGCGCUCUUCAGAGAGGGUGACUGUUGGAUCUGUAUGGAGCUCAUGUCUACCUCGUUUGAUAAGUUUUACAAAUAUGUAUAUAGUGUAUUAGAUGAUGUUAUUCCAGAAGAAAUCCUAGGCAAAAUCACUUUAGCUACUGUGAAAGCACUAAACCACUUAAAAGAAAACUUGAAAAUCAUUCACAGAGACAUCAAACCUUCCAAUAUUCUUCUGGACAGAAAUGGGAAUAUUAAACUCUGUGACUUUGGCAUUAGUGGACAGCUCGUGGACUCCAUUGCCAAAACGCGGGAUGCAGGGUGCCGGCCGUACAUGGCGCCGGAAAGGAUAGAUCCCAGCGCCUCCAGGCAAGGCUACGACGUCCGCUCAGAUGUCUGGAGCUUGGGGAUUACAUUGUACGAGCUGGCCACAGGGCGGUUCCCUUACCCCAAGUGGAACAGCGUGUUUGACCAGUUGACACAAGUAGUGAAAGGAGACCCACCACAGCUGAGCAACUCAGAGGAAAGGGAGUUCUCCCCCAGUUUCAUCAACUUCGUCAACUUGUGCCUUACAAAGGACGAGUCCAAAAGGCCAAAGUACAAAGAGCUUCUGAAACAUCCCUUCAUCCUGAUGUAUGAGGAACGCACAGUGGAUGUUGCAUGCUAUGUUUGUAAAAUCCUGGAUCAAAUGCCAGCAACUCCCAGCUCUCCAAUGUACGUGGAUUGAUAUUGCUGCUACAUCAAACUCUAGAAAAAGGGCUGAGGGAAACAAGCUGUAAAGAAUUUUCAUCACAUAUUGCAGUGUUUUUAAUGCUCGCCCAGACACCAUGUGCAAUAAUAUUGGUGUUAUUUCCAUCCUGUCUGUAUACUGUUGUCACAUAUAAAGUGCAUCCCUGUAAUACCUGAUCACACAGUGUUAGUGUUGGUCACAGAGAGACCUCAUCUUGCUCUUUUGUGGACAUAUUCAUGAAAUGUGGAAAUAAGUACAUUUAUUUGUUGACCGUGAUUGGAUAGCACCUAAAAUUAAUUUCUAGACUCAAAACUUGGAGAACUUCUCAGCAGCUACUGGAAAGAUUUUUCUCUCAAACUCUUCCAAUUGUUGUUUCAAGUAAUAAUAAAAAGCAAACAAACAAAGGUUAGGCGUUGUCUGUCUGAACAUUAAGAGACUUUGCCUGGCGGGAGAAGAACUUGCUUAACCAACGAGAUGCUUUGCCUUCUGGAGCUGGGAAGGCAAAGGAGAAUUUUAUUCUUCACAAAGUGCAAUAGAUUUACUGCUAUGAAAUUCUGUUGCUUUACAGUCGCAGUGUACUUUCUGGGGACAGUGUGCUCAGCUGAACUUCCUGUUAAAGAGAGAUCAUGUUAAAUAUAGUGAAUAUGUCUUUACCAAAAAUAUGUUGCAUUGAAAGAGGCUAACAUUAAACUAUUGAGAUGGGACAUAAUGUAUUCUUCCUCCUUUUACCAAGCCAGCCACUCUUCACUCUUAACUAGGUGUCCUGUAAAUUGUUACCUGGUAAGAUAAGACCUUUGACCUGAAGAAUUAUUAAACUACUUGAUUGAAUUUAA
Molecule: messenger RNA, 1946 nt
Organism: Chiroxiphia lanceolata (lance-tailed manakin)
Lineage: Eukaryota; Metazoa; Chordata; Aves; Passeriformes; Pipridae
Gene: MAP2K4
Product: mitogen-activated protein kinase kinase 4
Exons: 11
Coding region: 16-1110 (364 amino acids)
Biological process (GO): MAPK cascade; protein phosphorylation
Molecular function (GO): JUN kinase kinase activity; ATP binding
Source: RefSeq, a predicted model, not a curated record